AUGGCAGGCGCCAACGACGACGACGGUGGUGAGAUGGUAUUCCCCGCGUCGCAGGCGAGCUCGCAUUUCCCUCUCGAGCUGGUCUCCGCAGCCGUUCUCUGCAGUCGGGAGACGAAGCGCAGAGAUGCGGCGGUGGCGAGGGGUAGAGUGCAGGUCGGGAGCCGGGAGGUCGAUGAGGAGGUUCUCGGUGGCGGGUUUGAGAGAGGGAGUGUUGUUGGGCUUAGUUCUGAGAGUGAGCAGAUGGGGAUCCUGAUUUCGAUGCAGGCGCUGGCCAAGACACUCUGCGGAAACGAGUCCGAGAGUGACGAGAGAGGUAAGGAGGCGAGGGUGAUGGUCGUCACGACGCAGCCUCCUGCGGCUAUUCUCCCAGCGUUAAGGGACGCCAUUCGAACGGAGCUCGUGGUACAUGGCACCGCUGAGGCGGACGUGAUGACGAGGUUGAGGCGGUGUCUGGGAAGGGUCUCUGUCUCGAGGGUGUUUGAUCUCGAGGGCUUGUGGGAGGCUCUCGGCGACUUGGACAUUCCGCCUGAGAGUCCUGAGCCACGCGUGGUGUCCUCCUCCCCGGGGGUUCGGGCACCGUAUGGGGAGCGGUUGAAGAAGGACGAUGAUAAGCAUGAUGCCGGAGGCGAGAAGAAGGAUGAAGGAACCGCGAACGUCGCGGUUGAUGUGGAAGUUUCUGCUGAGGAUGCGGCAAUUUCUUUGGGGAUGCAUGCUGCGUCAGAGCCGGAAAUGUCUCAACAGCCAGAGAGGAUUGUGUUGCCGGAACUCAAGCCACGGCCUCAGACGACCAAGUCUACGAGAACAGAGAUCGCCGACAGCGACGAGGAUGAUGAUGAGGACGCCAUCUCGCUGCCAUCUUCUUCGUCAUCUUCGCUGUCACCGCCACCUUCGACAAUUCGGUCACCGACACCGUUCAUGGCUGCAGAUUCUCCCGAGAGAGGAGCGGACGAAAAGGAAGACACUGAAGGAGCCGCAGAUGGGCAAGAUCUGAACGACACAUUGGAAAAGACACCAGAGCAAGUCACAGAAGAGCUUCACGACGAGGAGGAGACUGAGAGCAGACCGACGGCAGGAGAUGAGAUCCCCCACGCGAUCUUAGCCGUAGCAGGAGCAGCACCACCCGCGAGCAGAUUCCCAGAAGACGACAAUCCGAAAGAACCAGCCUUGCCGGACAUCAUCCUCAUCACCCACUUCCACAGCCUCAUGACGUCCCUCUUCACCCGACGCGACCGUCAGUCCGCGCACGACUCGCUCCAACGCCUCUCCUCCCACCUGCGGUAUCUAUCCAGAAAUCUGGAGACCAGCCCGUUGAUCAUACUUCUGAAUAGUACGAGUUCUUCAAAAGAGUCGACAAUAUCCAAGCCCGCGAAUACCCAAGGCGGUCUGCAGCCGCCGCCGCGGCCACCGAAUGGAGGAGAAAACGGCACUGAUAGCAGUGGAAAGGCCGUCGAUCCAACGCUCAGAUCCAUUUUCAAUCCGCCUGCGUUGAACAUCACAGGCUACGGCUAUGGUGGGAAUCAGGCGGCGUCGAGAAGGAACAAACCCACUUUUGGGCUCGUGUUUUCACAGCUUCUUGAUUUACACUUGCUGUGUACGAAGAUACCUAGGGAUAAGGAGGAUGCUGAGAGGUUGUAUACUGCUGCGCCUGGGGGUGGUGGUGGAGGAGAGGAUGACGGCACGGCGGUGAAAUUUGUGUGGGCUUUGGAGGUUCUUCUUGACGAGAUUGGUGUUUGGGAGCAUGAGACGGGAGCGGAAGCGGGAGGAAGAAGAAUGGCCUUGAGAAUAAUGGCCUUGAGAAAGGGCAGAGAGCAGAGAUGGGGUAUUGUUGAUAUCAGGGGCGGGCGGGUUGUCGAUGCCUUUGAGUCGGUGGAGCGGAAGAAGGUUGGGGAGAUUCGGGUCGUCGGCGGGUUUGGGGGCCCGCGAGUGUGA
Messenger RNA from Colletotrichum acutatum, 1929 nucleotides. RefSeq lists its product as uncharacterized. The record is from RefSeq and is a predicted model, not a curated record. Bases 1 to 1929 code for a protein of 642 amino acids. Lineage: Eukaryota; Fungi; Ascomycota; Sordariomycetes; Glomerellales; Glomerellaceae. The transcript has 2 exons.